Molecule: messenger RNA, 2374 nt
Organism: Xyrauchen texanus (razorback sucker)
Lineage: Eukaryota; Metazoa; Chordata; Actinopteri; Cypriniformes; Catostomidae
Product: neutral amino acid transporter B(0)-like
Exons: 8
Coding region: 133-1962 (609 amino acids)
Biological process (GO): L-aspartate import across plasma membrane
Cellular component (GO): plasma membrane
Molecular function (GO): L-aspartate transmembrane transporter activity; symporter activity; neutral L-amino acid transmembrane transporter activity
Source: RefSeq, a predicted model, not a curated record
ACAGUUUACAAUAUAUUUGCUAUAUAUUCUAUAUUAUAUACCAAAUCUAAAUGGCCAAAAAUAUUUAGCUGGGUCUCAAAAGGAUAUAUCACAUAAGCAGCAUAUAUAUACUAUGCUUUUUCAUAUGUACAAAUGUCCCCUACGCGCAAGUCCGCCUUAAAUUAUUUUGCAUUAAUGCUCCUCCCAAUGACGUUGUGCUCCAGGCUCCUCCAACACACUUCAUUGCGCGUUAUUCGCACACUCAUUUCCACGCUGGCACCAAAGACUCAUCAAGCUUUUACAUCCACUCCUUCAACUUCAGGAGUCCUUCUGGAACAAAGUCUGUCUGAUCACACAAUGGCAGAAGAAAAUAUCUUCAUAGAAGAUGGAAAGGCUUCCAACGGGGAAGCGCACCUGGAUGACCCGACCCUUGCCAAUGGCUUGAGCGACCACAAGAAAAGUGAACCUGAGACUACAGCGCAGAGGUUGAAACGAAUCGCCAUGGCUAAUCUGCUGGUCAUCCUGACGGUGUCUGCUGUCAUCAUCGGCGUUUUCAUCGGGCUCGGCGUGCGGAGCGCUGGGCUCAGCCGGACGCAGAUCAUCUACUUCGGAUUCCCCGGCGAACUCCUGAUCCGCCUGCUCAAGAUGAUCAUCAUUCCUCUGGUGGUCUGCAGCCUAGUGUCAGGGGCGGCCAGCAUCGACCCGAAAGCCCUGGGCAAGUUAGGCGGCUGGGCGAUGCUCUUCUUCCUGGUGACCACUCUGAUCGCCUCCGCUAUCGGCGUGAUCAUGGCUUUCAUCAUUCAGCCCGGUUCAAGUGACGGGAACUCCAUAUCCCAACUCAACACACAGGACGACAGCAAUGUUCCCCAAGUUAAAGAAGUCAUGGAUUCGUUUUUAGACUUAAUAAGAAACAUCUUUCCCUCCAACCUGGUAGCUGCUGCCUUUCAGUCGUAUGCCACAGGUUACAAGUUUGUGAAAAAUGACACCAACUCGACCAACUUCUCUUUGGAAAAGGUUCCAAUUGGCUCAGAUGUGGAUGGCAUGAACAUCCUGGGACUUAUUGUGUUUGCCAUGGUAUUUGGAGUGGCUUUGAGGAAACUUGGAGAGGAAGGAGAGAUCCUUAUUAAGUUCUUCGGCUCUUUCAAUGAGGCCACCAUGGUGCUGGUGUCCUGGAUCAUGUGGUACGCACCACUGGGUAUCAUGUUCCUGGUUGCCAGUAAGAUUGUGGAAAUGGAGGAUGUGGGGUUGUUGUUUGCCAGCUUGGGGAAGUACAUUGCCUGCUGUGUGAUUGGCCAUGCCAUCCACGGCUUGCUGGUGCUGCCGCUCAUUUAUUUCAUUAUCACUCGGAAGAACCCCUACACGUUCCUGCUUGGAUUGGUCACAGCACUGGCUACCGCCUUCGGAACCUCCUCUAGCUCUGCCACGUUGCCCCUAAUGAUGAAGUGUGUGGAGGAGAACAACGGUGUGUCCAAACACAUCAGCCGCUUCAUCCUGCCCAUCGGAGCUACAGUCAACAUGGACGGAGCCGCCUGCUUCCAGUGUGUAGCUGCGGUCUUCAUCGCUCAACUCAACAAGAUCCCGCUGAACUUUGUCCAGGUCAUCACCAUUCUAGUGACAGCGACUGCGUCCAGUGUGGGAGCUGCUGGAAUCCCUGCUGGAGGCGUGCUGACACUGGCCAUAAUUUUGGAAGCAGUAGGACUUCCCACCAAUGACAUCUCCCUCAUCCUGGCGGUGGACUGGCUUGUUGACCGUACUUGUACCGUCAUCAACGUUGAAGGUGACGCCUAUGGAGCAGGUCUACUGCAAUACUUUGUGGAUCGCACAGCUAGCAAAAAUGAGGGGACGGAGCUCAAAAAGGUGCGGGUGGAGGAAGAAGACACCAUGUCAAAGCCAGAAAGUUCUCCGCUUAUCGAGAAACGGGACAAAGUUGAAUUGGAGGAGGUCGCUGGGCCUAAACCUAGUGAAAAGGAGUCCAUCAUGUAGACUUGCACAGUUUUUUAACAAACUUUCCUUCCCUACCUGCCAAACAUCCCGCAAUCAACCUCUACAUCUACACUGAGGCCAUGGGAGAGAUGCAGGUUUAGUUUAGGACAAGACUAAGAUUACAUCCUUCUGACCUUCCUCUACGCCCAACUCUUUAUGAAUGGAGUCUUCCAAAGCACAUGCACAGAGAUUUAGAUAGAGGAUCUUGGAAAAAUGCUUGAACAAUUAUUUAUUAGAUGCUGGUCAGAUAGUUUGGAAAUUGCAAUAUCUUUUAUUUUGUACUGUCGCUCCUUGGUUUUUAAGCUUUUUUAAUAUAUAUAUAUAUAUAUAUAUAUAUAUAUAUAUAUAUAUAUAUAUAUAUAUUAGGGCUGUCAACGAAUAUUCUAAAUUCGAAUAUAUAUUCGAAUAGUUU